Malurus melanocephalus (red-backed fairy wren) is the source of this 3710-nucleotide messenger RNA. RefSeq names its product DALR anticodon binding domain containing 3 (gene DALRD3). Gene Ontology annotation, molecular function: tRNA binding; arginine-tRNA ligase activity; ATP binding. The record is from RefSeq and is a predicted model, not a curated record. Lineage: Eukaryota; Metazoa; Chordata; Aves; Passeriformes; Maluridae. Gene Ontology annotation, biological process: tRNA C3-cytosine methylation; arginyl-tRNA aminoacylation.
GGGCAGCUCCUGCCCUGCGGACAGUCAGCAGUUGGUCUGGUGUGAGCAGCGAUUCUCAGAUCACCUCUUGGCUGUGGGUGGUGCAGGGAGCACCCCACCAUGGCGUGGCUGGGGGAUGUCUCCGCUCUUGCCCCCGGGAUAYAGAUUUUCACUGGCUGUGGGCUGCAGCUGCCUGAGGAGCCCCAAAACAAGUUGUUGUGUUCCUGGAAGAGCCCAUGCAGCAGKACCUGCCCUCAUCCUGCUCCCCGCCUUUUCCCCCUUGCACACAAGCCCUGGAGGAACCGGUUUGGGCCCUGCGGGCAGAGCUCCCCCCUCUCUGCCUCCCAGGGCAGGAACGGCAGGGUAGAGAGGGAGGUCCCCAACUCCUCGAGAUGCAUGCUCUGGUGGGGUUUGGCGCUUCUUGGAUUCCUGCUCCCAUCAACCAGGCUCGAUGCCAUGGGGCUGGGGAUGUGCUGGACCUUUGCCCUAUCCCUAAUUCAGCAGCCCUUGGCACACAUGUUGGGGAGCCGGCAGCAGCAUGAGCCUUCUGUCAGAUCUGUGCUUGAACUACCACUGUGGAACAGCUCAGCUCUGCAGAUGUAAUCAAGACCRCAAUGGCGUGUUCUAAUCGCUUCCACUUCCUUCUUCCUGGAGCUGAUAAACGAGACACUGCUCAUGUGCUGGAUGGGGGAGCAGCCCACUGGGGCAGGCUUGGAGGGCAUUGCAGGGUGUGCACCCACAGCCGCUCAUGGCUGUGCCACACUGGGGGCCCAUGGGGUGCUGCUGGUGUUCCUCAGCCUCACAGCCCAGCCAAGCCCUUGGGUUUGGCCUUGACACCAUGCCCACASCUGGGGUCUGCCUCACACCUUCGAGCCCAUCCAAACCUCCCUUCCCACCACUGUCCAGGCUGCUGCACCUGCUCCCAGGGCCMCUCAUCCGCAAUAGCUCAGGGACAGCAGAACCAUGCUCUGGGCUGCACUCCCUGCCCGUUCCUGCCCAAGCCUGUCUGACCCCAGCACGGCCUCUGGCUUCUGCUCCCUGUUUCUGAGUCUUUUAGAUCUGAGCUCCCCAGUGUUGGAGAGGAGGAGACACCACUCACACCUCUCUACCUCAGGGUGACAGCAAAUGACCGUGCUGGGAUGAGGCUGAGUUGGGACUGAGACUCGCGGACAUUCGGGGUGCCUGGCUCCACCUGUCUCGGUCCUGGCCCGACACACCGAUCAUGGCGGCGGCCGCUGUCCGCCACACUCAACAUGGCGACCCCUCGCCUUUUCCCCCAAGAUGGCCCGCCCUGCCCGUGACAAAGAUGGCCGCCCGGGAGCMGCGCCCAAUAUGGCGGCCGCUCGCCGGAACCGGGGGGGCAGGCGGUGAUGCCGUUUCCGGUGGUGGCAGUGGAAGCGGCGGCUGUACUUCCAUGGAGACGGGCGAGGGUCGCCCGCGGGUGGCGGCGACGCUGCGGGCGCUGAACGAGGCACUGGGGCGGCCCGCUGCGCUCUGGGUGAAGGAGAGCGGCGCCCGCAACCUGCGCCACCGGGAUUUCCUGGCCCCGCGGGCCGCGCUGAGCGCCGCCUUCCCCGGCGGGCAGGUGCCCCCCGAGGCCGUGUCGAUGGUGCCGUCGCUGCGGGGCCCUGCAGUGCUGCCGCUGCGGGUUUGCCGGCAGACGCCGGCGGGACUGACGGUGCAGGUGCGGCGCCCUGAGGCGUUCCAGCGCCUGCUGGGGCCCCUGCCCGGCCCCGACUGCCCCACGGAGGGGGCGCGGACGAGCUGCGUGGUUUUGCACUGCCCGGCCCUGCGUGGCCCCGCUGCCCUGCGGCYCCGCCAUCUCCGCUCCAUCCUGCUUGCUGACCACCUGGCGCAGCUGCUGCGCGCCCAAGGGGUCGAUGUCUGCCUGGUCCCUGCCCUCAACGAGGAGAGGAAUCGGGAGGUCCUGCGGCAGCUCCGCAUCGACUGGCCCUCCGGCUCYGGUUGCUCGUCCCUCCCUGACGCCGUCUCGGCCUUGAAGGCAGCGCUGGGUCAGUGCUCCUGUGCCACAGCCUGUGAGCAGGGACCAGGCUCAGCCGAGGGUGUCAUCUGCAAGGUGCACCUAARGAGCUUCGUGGAGCAGCAGCACUUGGUGGGCUAUGACCCCAAUCUGGAUGUGCUUCUCGUGACAGAGGCGAUGCUGCAGGCUGUGGCUGAGCUGCAAGAAGCUGUUCAGCAGUGCCUAGCUGAAGGCCAGAGCAGUUGCUGCAGCAUUGUGCAUGUGGUGAACUGUGAGGAGGAAUUCCAGCAGCAGCAGCUGGAUGUGCUCUGGAGGAUUUUGGAUCCGGGAGCCCAUACAGCUUUGCAGAAACACCUGAUCUGUGGGCCAGUCAAGGUGACCAACCCCUCAUCAAGCAUUGGGGCAGACCAGUACUUCCAGCUCCGAAAGCGCCAGAUGUAUGAAGCCUCUGUGAUGAAGUAUGGGGAGCUUGCAGAAGAUGAGGCCUGGACAGAGGUGAUUGAUACCCUGACAGUGGCUGCCAUCAGGUUUGAGAUGCUGAGCACUGCUCACCGGAGUCAGAUCACCCUGGACCUGGAGAAUAACAGCAUUUCCACGAAGGGAACGAAGAGCGGCGCCUUUGUGAUGUACAACUGUGCCAGGCUGGCCACGCUCUUUGACUCCUUCSAGCGAGCUGUGGAGCAGGGCACGUACCCACCUCUGCCACCAGUGUCUGAACUGAACUUCUCCUGCCUCCGAGAAGAGGGCGAAUGGCUCCUGCUUUUCAACUAUCUCCUACCCUUCCCUGAAGUCCUGCAGCAGGCAGCACAACUGCCCCUGCCCUCCAAGGGGAUCCGGAUCACUGCCAACACAGAGACAGUGUGUAAGUUUCUGAUCCAGCUCAGCAUGGAUUUCAGCUCCUACUACAACCGGGUGCAUGUCCUGGGGGAGCCAUUUCCUCACCUCUUUGACCAGAUGUUUGCCCGCCUCCGGCUGCUGGGAGCAGUGAGGGAUGUGUUCCACAGUGCACUGGCAACUCUUCACCUCCCUCCUCUCAGCCAGAUCUGAGCCACCCCUGAAGAGUUGUGCUGUGCCAAAGCGUACAAGUCACCUGCACACCACACUGUGUGUGGGAGAACAGGGCAYAUUCUCCUGGCAGGGCCCGGGGCUGCCCCAGUGCCAGGCAGAUGCUUCCCCUCCCAUGGUCUGUGGUGUUGGGGGCUUGGUCUUCCUGCAGUUGUGUCCAGUGUGGRACAUGGGUGCCCCUCCACAUCCACAGCAGCAGAAGGGGAAAAGGCUUCUGUGGCACCCCAGAGGCUGAGCGGGAUGUACUGUGGAAGUGGCAUCAGGGACCCGACCCGACAAAGCCAGACACCAACUUCACUUCCCUUAAAACUGUUUAUUGAAGGUUGCUCCAUGCUGGCAGGGAGCUCCAGAGGCUCCAGGCUCCUUUUGGGCUCUGAGCCAAGCCCCAGUACUGGGGCCCAAUACAUGURUUGCUGGACAAACGCUCGUGUGUCUGACCUCAGGGUUUUGUCCUUCCUUUGCUCUGACUGUCCUGGGGCUGCAGAGGAACAACCCACUUGGCCUGAGAGAGGGGGGCAGUUGGGGGCAGCCACUCUUCACCCUACAGCAUGCUGCUGUGGAGGAUCAGUGUCCCUGUGCAUUUCAGCACCAUCCUCAGAACUGCAGCAUCAGGGUUGUUGCACAGGGCUCUGUCCCACGGCACAYAAGGCUGCAGGCCACCAUGUGUCACACCAGCACCUUGACC